This is a messenger RNA of Pelmatolapia mariae (spotted tilapia), 4643 nucleotides long. RefSeq names its product carbamoyl-phosphate synthase 1, mitochondrial (gene cps1). Bases 1 to 4521 code for a protein of 1506 amino acids. The transcript has 38 exons. Gene Ontology annotation, biological process: L-glutamine metabolic process; 'de novo' pyrimidine nucleobase biosynthetic process. The record is from RefSeq and is a predicted model, not a curated record. NCBI's taxonomy places the organism in Eukaryota, Metazoa, Chordata, Actinopteri, Cichliformes, Cichlidae. Gene Ontology annotation, cellular component: cytoplasm. Gene Ontology annotation, molecular function: carbamoyl-phosphate synthase (glutamine-hydrolyzing) activity; metal ion binding; ATP binding.
AUGGCAAAAAUCCUCCAAGCUGUCAGCGUUGUGAAAUCUUUGAGACAAGGAUGCGUGUUAGGCAGAAAAGUGGGGAACGCGGGCUGCCUGAGACUUCACACCGCAAAACUUCUUAGUGUCAAGGCCCAGACAGCCCACCUGGUCUUGGAGGAUGGCACCAGGAUGAAAGGGAUUUCUUUUGGGCAUGAUGCCUCUGUAGCUGGAGAGCUGGUCUUCAAUACUGGUCUUGUGGGGUAUCCCGAGGCCCUGACCGACCCAAGUUAUAGAGGUCAAAUACUGACGCUGACAUAUCCAAUUGUAGGGAACUAUGGUGUUCCAAAUACAGAGGAACUGGAUGAGCUAGGCCUGAGAAAACAUGUAGAGUCAGAACGCAUUCAGGUAUCUGGUCUACUGGUUCAAGACUACAGCCACGAGUACAGCCACUGGAACUCUGUCAAGUCUCUGGGUCAAUGGCUGCAAGAAGAGAAGGUUCCUGCACUGUUUGGGAUAGACACGAGGAUGCUGACCAAAGUCAUCAGAGAUAAGGGAACAGUUUUGGGGAAGAUUGAAUUUGAUGGUCAGCCUGUUGACAUAAUUGACCCCAAUCAGAAAAACUUAGUAGCAGAAGUUUCAACCAAGGAAGUCAGAGUUUUUGGAAAAGGCAACCCAAUUAAAGUGGUAGCUGUCGACUGUGGCAUUAAACAUAACAUAAUUCGACUGCUGGUUAAGCGAGGUGCAGAAGUCCACCUAGUGCCGUGGGACCAGGACUUGCUUAGUCUAGACUAUGAUGGCCUGUUCAUAUCUAAUGGACCAGGAGAUCCAUCUCUGGCCAAGACACUCAUCAAUAAUGUGCACAAGGUGCUGGAGAGCGAUCGUCCCCAGCCAGUAUUUGGGAUCUGUAUGGGCAAUCAGAUCACUGCCCUGGCUGCAGGAGCCAAGUCAUACAAACUACCUAUGGGCAACAGAGGCCAGAACCAGCCGGUGUUGAAUGUGAUGACAGGCCAGGCAUUCAUUACCGCACAGAACCACGGUUAUGGCAUAGACAGCGAGUCCCUGCCCCCAGGGUGGGGGCCGCUUUUCAUCAACGCAAAUGAUGGCACCAAUGAGGGGAUCAUGCACAGCACUAAACCUGUUUUCACAGCCCAGUUUCACCCUGAGGCUAAGGGCGGUCCCACGGACACAGAGUUUCUCUUUGAUGUCUUUUUGUCCCUGAUCAAAAAAGGAAAGAAUAUCAGCAUAGCGUCAGUCAUGCCCAUAAAGCCCAGCAUCCCUCCCAGGGCCCAGGUUUCAAAGGUGCUUGUACUGGGUUCUGGUGGUCUCUCUAUUGGACAGGCUGGUGAGUUUGACUACUCUGGAUCUCAAGCCGUCAAGGCCAUGAAGGAGGAAAACCUGAAGACGGUGCUCAUGAAUCCAAACAUAGCCUCCGUUCAGACCAAUGAAGUGGGCUCCAAGCAGGCUGACUCAGUCUACUUCCUGCCUGUCACGCCAGAAUUUGUAACUGAGGUCAUCAAGACCGAGCGUCCAGACGGCAUCCUGCUCUCGAUGGGUGGACAAACUGCACUCAACUGUGGGGUAGAAUUAUUCCAGCGUGGGAUCUUGGACCAGUAUGGGGUGAAAGUCCUUGGAACCCCUGUGGAGUCCAUAAUGGCAACAGAGGACAGGCAGCUUUUUGCUGACAAGCUAAUGGAGAUCAAUGAGAAAAUUGCACCUAGUAUUGCUGUUGAGUCGGUGUCUGAUGCAUUACGAGCAGCAGAGCAGAUAGGCUACCCGGUGAUGUUGCGAUCGGCCUAUGCUCUGGGGGGUCUGGGCUCUGGUCUGUGUGCCAAUAAAGAAAAGCUGGAGGAAACUGCCCAGAAGGCUCUGGCCAUGAGCAAUCAAAUCCUCGUGGAAAAGUCUUUGCUUGGCUGGAAAGAGGUGGAAUACGAGGUGGUACGAGACGUUGCUGAUAACUGUGUCACCGUCUGCAACAUGGAGAACUUCGAUCCACUGGGCAUCCACACAGGUGACUCCAUUGUGGUGGCACCAAGCCAGACAUUAUCCAAUGAGGAGUACCAUAUGCUCCGUGAAACUGCCAUCAAGGUGGUACGUCACCUUGGCAUUGUUGGCGAAUGCAACAUCCAGUAUGCCUUACACCCAUCUUCUUUGGAGUACUGCAUUAUUGAGGUGAAUGCACGGCUAUCGAGAAGCUCAGCUCUGGCAUCCAAAGCAACUGGUUACCCCUUGGCAUUUGUGGCUGCUAAGCUGGCUCUGGGAAUCCCCCUGCCUGAGAUCAGGAAUGCUGUAUCAGAGAAGACCACAGCCUGCUUUGAGCCCAGUUUAGACUACAUCGUCACCAAGAUUCCUCGCUGGGACCUCGACCGCUUUCACGGCAUGUCUCGUGAAAUAGGCAGUGCCAUGAAGAGUGUAGGAGAGGUGAUGGCAAUAGGCCGUACGUUUGAGGAGAGUAUGCAGAAGGCCUUAAGGAUGUGUCAUCCAUCAGUAGAUGGCUUUGUGCCCCGGCUGCCACUCAAGAAGCCGUGGUCCAACACCCACGAUCUAGAACAGGAGCUGGCUGUGCCCUCCAGCACCCGCAUCUUCUCCCUCGCCAAGGCCCUCUACAGUGGCAUGAUGAGUGUUGAUCAGAUCCACCAGCUGACAGCCAUAGAUAAGUGGUUCCUCCACAAACUUCAUGGAAUAACAAAAGUGGAGCAACAUCUUGCAAACUACAACAGUGGCACAGUCCCCAAGGGGAUGUUGCUAAAGGCCAAGCAGGACGGCUUCUCAGACCGGCAGGUUGGUCAGAUUCUAGGCUGCAAUGAGGGAGUAGCAAGAGAGCUGAGGCUCAAUUAUGGCAUCAGACCUUGGGUCAAACAGAUUGACACUUUGGCAGCAGAGUACCCAGCAAUGACCAACUACCUGUAUUGUACUUACCACGGUCAGGAGCAUGAUCUGGACUUUAAAGACCAGGGAAUUAUGGUUCUUGGUUGUGGACCCUACCACAUAGGCAGCAGUGUUGAGUUUGACUGGUGUGCGGUGUCCAGCAUCAGAGCCUUGAGACAAAUGGGCAAGAAGACGGUUGUAGUAAACCACAACCCAGAGACGGUCAGCACAGACUUCGAUGAGUGUGAUCGCCUUUACUUUGAAGAGCUGACCCUGGAACGCAUUCUGGAUAUCACCCAGCAGGAGGGUUGCUCUGGCUGCAUCGUAUCAGUGGGAGGUCAGAUUCCUAACAACUUAGCCGUCCCCUUGCACAUGAGUGGGGUGAGGAUUCUCGGGACGAGCCCCCUGCAGAUCGACCGAGCUGAAGAGCGCUCUGUCUUCUCCAGUAUCCUGGAUGACCUCGAGGUUGCCCAAGCCCCAUGGAGGGCCCUGAGCUCCCUGGAAGACGCGUUUGCCUUCGCUAACCAGGUGGGGUACCCCUGUCUGCUGAGGCCCUCCUAUGUUCUGAGUGGCUCUGCUAUGAACGUUGUGUACGGUGAAGAGGAGAUGAAACGCUUCUUGGAAGAGGCUGCACACGUGUCCCAGGAGCAUCCAGUUGUCAUCACCAAAUUCAUACGUGGUGCCAGGGAGGUGGAGGUAGAUGCUGUGGCCAAGAAUGGCAAGGUUUUGGUUCAUGCCAUAACAGAGCAUGUGGAAGAUGCCGGGGUGCACUCUGGAGAUGCUACCCUAAUGCUGCCAACCCAGACCAUUAGCCAAGGGGCACAGGAAAAGGUUAAAAUUGCCACCCGAAAAAUCGCGCACGCAUUUGAAAUUUCUGGGCCAUUUAACACUCAAUUUCUGGUUAAAGGCAAUGAUGUCAUGGUGAUCGAAUGCAAUCUGCGGGCAUCACGCUCCUUCCCUUUUGUAUCCAAAACAAUUGGUGUCGACUUUAUCAACGUGGCAACCAAAGUGAUGGUGGGAGAGCCUUUGGAUGAGGCCAGCCUUCCCUCGCUUGAGAAACCCAUCAUUCCUGUGGACUACGUCGGAAUCAAAGCACCCAUGUUCUCCUGGCCACGACUAAGAGAUGCAGAUCCUGUGCUUCGCUGUGAGAUGGCUUCCACUGGAGAGGUAGCUUGUUUUGGACCAAACAUUUACUCUGCCUUCCUAAAAGCUAUGCUGUCCACAGGCUUUAAGUUGCCUCAGAAGGGCAUCCUGAUUGGGAUUCAGCAUUCGUUCCGACCCAGUUUCCUGGCUACAGCAAACCAGCUGAAAGAGGAAGGCUUCAAGCUCUAUGCUACUGAAGCCACUUCUGCUUGGUUGUGUGCCAAUGACGUUCCUGCCAUUCCAGUUGCCUGGCCCACUGGGAUGGGCGGAGACAACAGCUUGCCCAGUAUUAAGAGACUGAUCAGUGAGGGUCAUAUUGACCUGGUGGUCAACUUACCCAAUAACAAUACUCGCCACGUGAAGGAUAACUUUCUCAUCCGUAGAAUGGCCAUUGACCAUGGAGUUCCACUCAUUACCAAUUUUCAGGUGGUAAAGCUAUUUGCUGAGGCUAUCCGCUAUGCAGCUCAGCUGGACACUACAAGUCUAUUUCACUACCGGCAGAAAGAAAGCCAACAAAGAGGGUCUAGCCAGCAGGGUUAGAAUUUCCUCCCCAGUCCUGUUGCCAAACAGCAAUAUUAAGUGAGAGCAAUAUUUUGUACUAUUUUCUUAUAACACUUGGAGCCAAGCUUUCCACAUUAAUGGGGAAAUAAGCCCAUUUUAAA